Seriola aureovittata is the source of this 4274-nucleotide messenger RNA. It is a transcript of the gene fam131c, whose product is annotated as family with sequence similarity 131 member C. Bases 488 to 1273 code for a protein of 261 amino acids. The transcript is spliced from 8 exons. The record is from RefSeq and is a predicted model, not a curated record. NCBI's taxonomy places the organism in Eukaryota, Metazoa, Chordata, Actinopteri, Carangiformes, Carangidae.
CAACAGACCGACCAGAUGGAGUGAAAACGUCAGAGGAAACAUAUCAAAAGGCCUGGGACAGUUACAAGUGAAAUAAAACUGCUGCAAAGACUGAACCUGCUGCUUUGCUCAGGCUGCGUGAUUCGAUCCCCGGCUCCUCCCGUCUGUCCACACGGUGAAGUGCACUUGAGCAAAAUAUUGAAUCCUAGAUUACUACUGAGGGCUUAUUCACAGUUUACCAUCUGGACGUGUGUAAAAUGGAAACGAGAAGUCAUCCAGCCUAAAGCUCAUCUGGCGUCCACUCUCUUACUUUCCCCCCUCCCUCUCUUCCUCACUUCUCUCCGCUCCUCUGCUGACUAACACUUCUUCUUCUUCUUCUUCUGCCACAACUGCUGCUUGUUCUGCUCUUUCUUCUUCAUCCUCUCGACCUCCCGCUCCUCCUCCUCCUCCUCCUCCUCCUCUUCGAGCCACCAUGGUGAACAGAUAACCGCCCGGCCAUCCCGACACCAUGGGUGCCUGCCUCUGCAAAGGUCACAAAGAGCUCCACUUCCCCAUGACGGUGCUGCAGGACCAGACUGAGGAGGGUCGGCCAUCCACUGUCAAGGACGGCCAGAAUCCCUCCAACGGCAACGUGCCAGAUAAAACCAGCCUCUACGACAUUGGCGAGCUCGCCACCUCGUCUUUGAUGGGUCUGGUGGCCACGAUAAAGGAGCAUAUCACCAAGCCGACAGCAAUGGCCCAGGGGCGAGUUGCUCACCUGAUUGAGUGGAAGGGGUGGGGUGGAGGCGGCGAGGCCGGGGGACGUGGGGGCGGCUGGAGCGGGGCCUGCGGUAAAGGAGGAGGCUGGGGGGGGAUGGGAGCCGAGCUGCAAGAGGAUGAACAAUUCUACUCCCAAAUGACGGAUGAGAUCAAGGAGGCUCGCUUUGCUGCAGGAGUGGCGGAGCAGUUCGCCCUCGCUGAGGCGUCCAUGGAUGUGUGGUCGAUGAACGACAACUUAGAGAAGCCCUCCACCAGUUUACAAGCACAGAGCCACUUCCUGUCUCAGUUCCUGCUGGACGGCGGAAGCGUCGGCAUCCCCCAGCACCUGUACAGCAUCCACGCCCAGACGUAUGGCGGCAACAACAGGGCGGCCAGCCUGGUCCCUGUGCCGCGGGUUGACUCCAUUUCCCCAACGUCAACCUAUCAGCAGGACAGAGAUCGUCCCUUAGAGGACAGAAGCACUGUGACUGCGGAGGCUGCUGUCCGACACGUAGACAGCAGCUCGCUAUCCGAGGAUGAUGUUUUUUAUAACUAGGUUUAAGGGCAAAACAAGCCAGCAAUCUUGAUGGCAAUCUCUUAAAACGAGCCUCACAGAGAGGACUUGAGUCUCAACCACCAGCUGUGACUGAUACAAAAAAUAAAUAACCACGGACAUCUGUGAGAUAUCUGGAGAAAACUCCUCAAAUGGCUUCGUGUGGAUGAGUUUAAGAGCCUGGUCGUCGGGUACAAAGACUCCAAAUAGUAUUUUCUCCUCGGUUGAGACGUGUACUUUUUGUGAAUGUAAAUAGUUCCACAGUUACAUUUUAAUUUUUUAUUCAAUGUACAUUUAACACUUUCAUAUUAUAUGUAGAACUCAACUGUGAACAGUCAAGCUGGUGUAAAUAUCUUGUUAUAAAACAUCAGUUUUAAUAUAUGUGCUGUAUAACGCUGUCCACUUCUAUUCUGAUCCCUUUAUCUUUCACAUGGACGGACUUCAACAGACGAAUCUGGUGAUGGAACAAAUCACCUGAAGUCCAACCUGCAGAGGAGAUAUCACCAAAGAAAUUGAAAUUGUGUCUCCUAUGAGAUCUCACAUCUGAGACUGUUAUGAAGAAAAGCGUUCAUCCAAUUAUCCGAGUCCCAGCCGUGAUUAGCUAUUAUUCACACUCUCUUGUCUGAGAGGGGAGCGGUGCAGAGAAAAGAUGAGUGCAUGAAAAACAGAACAUGGCGGCAACGCAUGUGGUCGGUGUGUAUUUCUGCAUGCAUGUCAGAACUGUGUGUGAGAGUCAGGGGUAGUUGGAGACUGGAGGUGUUAAUGUUACCUGUCAUGGUGUUCUUUUAGCACACGGCUUACACGGAGCAGAGCUGCAUUGUGCGGCGCACUGAGCCUGUUUAUCUGUUGUUAUCUCAGUGCGACUGUGAAUGGUGUUCAACGGAUGUGGAUAAAACAGAACAAAAGGCUGUGCACAGCUGGAACGAUGGCAGCCGUCAUAACAACAAAAACCCAACUGACUUGAGGUGUAAUUAGUUUCCUCAGUGUCUGACAGUGAACUGGACAGUUUCCCUCCGACGAGCUGUAAGUGAUUGUAGUGUUGUGUCUCGGUUCGUCUAUAGGUUUAUGGAUUAGAGAAAUACUGUAGGUGCAUAGAAGCAAAAUGAUUGGUUCAUCAAAAUCAAUAUUGACUGAAGAGUCUAGAAACAACAGGAAACCAGCAACUGCACACAAUUAUGUUUUUAGUAGACUUUUAAUUUCCUUAGAAAAUGAUCUGCACACACUUAAAUUGUCUUCGAUUAAAUUGUCUCCUGAAAGAUUUCCUUCAAGACUAAUUCCAGUUUAAAACUUGGCUUUUAUUCUUGUGAGUCUGCCCUCGUGUUGUCACAGCGUACAGAGAUCUCAGCUAUUACUUGAGUACAAUGUUUUUUAUAAUCGACAGAAAUGAAAUGAAUGAAAACAAGAUCUUUUAAAAUUUCUCCAAUGAACCAACAAUCAAGGUCAGAGGACGGCAAACCUUUAUUUUUAAUUGAUGGACAGGAUGUGUCAAACUGUUUUUUUUAGACAAAGAAAACCAUGUGGAAAUUUAAUUUCAUCUGUGAUUUAUUUUCUUUUGGCAGGUUCAUCGAACGACACAAGUUACUCUUUUAAAAAAGAAUAUUUAUUUUUGAUUUGUGAUGUUUAUUUAUGAUGAACAAUUUUAUAAUAAUGUGGACUGCAAUCAAGAUUUAAUUAAGAUGCACAGGAACCUCGUUACCAUGGCAACUCUUGCCAUAUUCCUGAUGUGGCUGUGAGAAAUCACCCAGCACCUUAUGGUGUGUUAAGUUGUGUGCUCUAUGUGUAAAAUGUUUGUGUAUAUUCUUCUGUUUGUAGGAAAAUAGUGCAGAGAAGUGCAUUAUGGUGCGCCACAGUGUCUUUUCUCAACGCUGCCACCAGGGGGUGCCAAAGUCAGGAAUGUUCAAAUUCAACACAGCAGCUUUAAUGUACGACUCCGUUCACCUUUAAAUACAAUUGUAGGCUGAAAUGCUGCAGUUGAGGAAGGCGCCACCCGACCAGCAUCACCACAAGAUGCCGAUGCCAAAAACAGGAUGUAGGUGUGAUGGAUAUCGCAAGGAAGUCUCAGCUGUCAACAACAUUAUCUUCAUAGUUCAUUCGAUUUGUACAGACAUGAAUGGAAACAUGUUUCUGCAUGGAAGGUAAAAAGUCAAUCUCAAACUUACUAUAUUAUUACUCAUUGUAGUUAAGCCUGCUGAAUUGUCCCGUUUAUCAACACAGGCAGCAGCUGGAGCAACAGCUGUCCCUGUGACACACGGCUCUCUGAGGCAAUUAUAUGUUUAAAACCCUUAAUGCGCCAUCGCUAUAAUUUGUUUCAAAGAGUCACAGCUGAACACAAAGCCAUGUUUUCAGAUUCAAUGUGACUUACACUCCUCAAAUAUAUCAUUCUCUCAGAUUUCCCUCACAAAUAAACAUUCGCAAAUCUGCUCAGAAGUCACGGAAAACAUAUUUGUAUCUCCUGAGCUUCUUCAGUAUCAAAACAACAGAUGUCUGUACAUUCAUGCGCACAUUGCAAACAGGAACUAAUGGCUAAUUCGACUUUAAAUGGAGCCAAUUUACCAAAAUGUAAACAAAUACAGGCUUAAAAAAUGGGACAGAAGUUGUCUGACAUCACACUUUCUGUUUACAUCCCCUAAAGUCUGCAGUUCCAAAACUUGGACCAUGAUUACUGUGUCUCCCAAAGAAUAAUAAGUGUUAGAAAAUCCAUUAAUAUAAACAUUAUCCAUGUUUCCCUGUCAAUAUUUUAUUUAACAUUUCCAGAUAAUUACAAAGUGUGCUUUAGCAGUAAACGCACACCAGCAGGUUUUUAUUGUGUUAAUUGGUAAACAGACAAUUUCACAGGCUUUUGUUUUCAUCCUCACUGGAGAUCAUUGUGGAGACACAGUUAAUGUUGCUUUGUCACUGAUUGAGGCCGUGUACUUUCUCCUCAGUUACGUGUUCCUGCUAAUUACAAUAAAAAAAAUAAAAAAAGGCAAGACAAUAAGCUCUGAUAAAUGAUUAUUACAAGAGC